AGAACAAGGGUAUUUUAAUUUCUCUCUAGUUAGUAAAGGCUAAAAUUAAGUUUGCCAUUUUUAGGGGUACCUUUUAUCCAUGGACCAUCAAAACAACCCAAGAAUAGUUUUUGCAAUUUCUUGUAUUUUAAUAUGCUUCUUGAUAAGCAAUGUUGUUCCACAAGUUGAAGCUAGAGCAUUUUUUGUUUUUGGCGAUUCACUUGUUGACAAUGGCAACAAUAAUUUCCUAGUCACCACUGCUCGUGCUGAUUCUUAUCCUUAUGGCAUUGAUUACCCAACUCAUAGAGCCACUGGAAGAUUUUCCAAUGGACUCAACAUCCCUGACCUUAUAAGUGAGCAAAUUGGGUCAGAACCUACGUUGCCAUAUUUGAAUCCUGAACUGGAUGGAGAGAGGUUACUAAAUGGGGCUAACUUUGCUUCUGCUGGAAUAGGAAUUCUCAAUGAUACUGGAAUUCAAUUUAUAAACAUAAUUCGAAUUUCAAGACAAUUGCAAUACUUUGAGCAGUAUCAGCAAAGAGUGUCUGCACUAAUUGGAGAAGAGGAAACUGUGAAAUUAGUCAACGGAGCACUCUUCCUCAUAGCCUUAGGUGGAAAUGAUUUUGUGAACAACUAUUUUCUUGUGCCAUUCUCUGCAAGAUCACGCCAAUUUGCACUACCAGAUUAUGUUGUAUACCUCAUUUCUGAGUAUCGUAAAAUUCUUGCGAGACUUUAUGAAUUGGGAGCAAGAAGAGUAAUGGUAACGGGUACAGGACCCUUAGGUUGUGCACCAGCAGAAUUAGCCCAACAUAGUAGAAAUGGUGAAUGUUUUGCAGAGCUUCAGCAAGCUUCUGAUUUAUUCGACCCUCAACUCGUUCAAUUAUUGACUCAACUAAACUCUGAAAUUGGUUCUGAUGUUUUUAUUUCUGCAAAUGCCUUUUCAAGGAAUAUGGAUUUUAUUGGUAAUCCACAAGCAUUCGGAUUUGCCACAUCAAAAGUUGCAUGUUGUGGUCAAGGACCGUACAAUGGAAUUGGACUGUGCACUCCGUUAUCCAACGUAUGCCCAAACAGAGACAUAUAUGUAUUUUGGGACCCUUACCAUCCUAGUGAGAGAGCAAAUAGAUUGAUUGUUGAAAAGUUCAUGAUUGGAUCUACCAAAUACAUGUAUCCAAUGAAUCUCAGUACUAUUAUGCUUUUGGAUUCAAGGACUUAAUACCACUUAAUGUCUUUUCUAUUCCCACCGCAACAUGUUGUAUUAUGCGUAUUGAAUUAUUCAUUGUUUAGACUAUGCUGUUACAAGCUGUGCUGUGUGCAAAUUAAAAUUUGUAUUUUUUAAAA
Messenger RNA from Cicer arietinum (chickpea), 1314 nucleotides. RefSeq names its product GDSL esterase/lipase LTL1-like. Gene Ontology annotation, molecular function: hydrolase activity, acting on ester bonds. The record is from RefSeq and is a predicted model, not a curated record. Lineage: Eukaryota; Viridiplantae; Streptophyta; Magnoliopsida; Fabales; Fabaceae.